GUGGAAAUGAGAAAAUUCACACCGCCUGAGCCACAUCACGUCACACCACGCAGGUUUUCUUGAUCCUCUCAUCUUACAGAUCCAUGGAGAGCAUAUUGUAAGCAAACAAGAUGGGUUGUUGGGAGUACUGAGGCAAUCACCAAGACAGGCGCAGGUACACAAGUACCUGCAAGCACUGUUGCGGGUAGUCCAUAGCGGGGUUAUCGCGGGGUAGAAGCGCACCCUAGCGCAGCCCAGGCCCUGCAGUGAGCCUUAGCAUCUGAGCUCAGCUACAAUCUCUCUCUGAGACUAGUACCUAGUACCUGCAAACAUCAUCACUUACUUCUCUUACCUCAUCUCUCUGCUUUUUCUCUCUCCUCUUGCCAAAUCUACUUGAUGCUCUGUUCUAUCUAAUAGUCGAUUAGACAUGGCUGCCCAUCCCAGACUCAUCAGUGCCUCUGAUGAGUCCGGGGUCCUCUGCAUCUACGAUGAUGACACCAAGCCCAAGGUCAAACGCCGCAGCUAUGCACGUGAGGUCCUAGAUGUCUUCCUCCCCGCUGGCUAUCCGCAUACCGUGACGCCUGACUACACGCCUUAUCAAAUAUACGACUCUCUCCAGGCCUUUUCUAGUACAAUAGCUGGACUACUGUCAUCGCGGGCCGUGCUCCAGGGAUUCGGCGUAGGAGAUGCGGCAUCCUCAGCCACAGGUGCCGUGCUGUUGACCGUCCUUCAAGAGUCGACGGGCCGACUAGCAACGAUCCUGUUCGCCCACAGGCUCGGCCAAGCCAUCGAGCCAGAGUGCAAGUUCUACCGCUUUCUCGCCGAUAUCUUAAACGACUCGGCCAUGUUCCUCGAUGUUCUCUCCCCUGCACUCCCCGGCCCCGCCAAGGUUGUAGCACUCUGCAUGUCGGGCGUGCUUCGAGCGCUAUGCGGUGUCUCGGGUGGGUCGGCCAAGGCAAGUCUCAGCGCGCAUUUUGCGCGGUCUGGCAACCUCGCCGAACUUAACGCCAAGGACGGUAGCCAGGAGACCGUCAUCAGUCUACUUGGGAUGCUGGUAGGAAGCGUAUUUGUGCGUUUUGUGCAGAGUCGACUCGCCGUGUGGCUAUGGACCGCGACACUCGUCGGUCUCCACCUAUGGACUAAUUACCAGGCUGUGCGGUCCGUACAGAUGCGGACGCUAAAUAAACAGCGCGCUACCAUAAUUAUCACUGAGUUCCUGCGCAGCGGCCUUGUGCUACGGCCAGAUCAGGUCGCUAUCAAAGAGCGCAUAUUACGCUGGAAGGCGCCUAACAUCGACUACGCACGCAGACACCCGGAAAUAGGGGAGAUUACCACUACUGAUAUACUGAACUUUCGUGAUAACCGGUACAUAAUCGUAAACAGCACAGCAGGUCAGAAGAUAUAUCUGAAACAAGGCGCCACGACUGUCGAUGCCAUAGAAGCUUGGAUUGCUGCGCUGGGUCGUCUACGCUCCGUUGACGAAGAGUUCUGGAAAGCAAUGGCGAGCUCUGGAUGGGAUCUGGAGACAGGAGCCAUGGAAACUGGUCCUGCCGUUCGCAUCCUGGUAGAAUGAGAGAUGCAACCAAACCAAAGUAGUAAAAACAUCACGAAAGAAAAGAAAAAAACACAAGAAAAAGGAAAAGGAACUGGGAAAACGCGGCGCUUUGAAUCAAGGAAUAGAGAUUAUCGCAAGAACUGUUCUAUGUGGAGUAUGUACAGUAGAGAUGCCACCUGCACGAUACGAUGCAGCAAAUGAAUGAAAUAUCUCCAAAUUCCUUCAUGAAAUACCUAAACGCCUUGCCUUUCCCCCCUUUUUUGGUUUCGUCAUGGCAUUGGUAUCCAGAUGUCUCCAUGCAAGUGAUACAUUAGUUAUACAGCGUAUUUACAAACCCACUCACCAACACACGCGCCUCUUCUUAUUCCUCACUCACCCUACCCUACUACCUAGAUCGUAUAAAAUUCGUUGAAAUGA
Molecule: messenger RNA, 1951 nt
Organism: Xylaria bambusicola
Lineage: Eukaryota; Fungi; Ascomycota; Sordariomycetes; Xylariales; Xylariaceae
Product: vitamin B6 photo-protection and homoeostasis-domain-containing protein
Exons: 2
Coding region: 407-1552 (381 amino acids)
Source: RefSeq, a predicted model, not a curated record